Molecule: messenger RNA, 3925 nt
Organism: Amoebophrya sp. A120
Lineage: Eukaryota; Dinophyceae; Syndiniales; Amoebophryaceae
Source: the annotation of a GenBank genome assembly
AGCGUUUGUCAGUCGGCUCACACGACUCAAUAUCCUCUCAAACGCGUAAGAUAUUCCAUUGGAAUUAAUGCCACGGAUAGAGGCAUGAGGAAGUAUAGAACUUUUACGGUGUAGGUUCUGAAUGGAUCCUCUUGCUCGCACCGCAUUGUAGAAAAGUCAAACGUAGUGGUGACACACUUGUACGAAAAGAGCCACCUUGUUGAUCUCUUUAGCCGCGACACUUGAAAUGAUGAGGCACCCCACCGAGACGAACACCACGACCGCGCAAAGGUAGUUGGCCGCACAAUAGAAUUCACUCACGCGAUUCUACUACGCCUCCGAUUCAGCACACUCUCUCCCGCAAUAUGUCCGACUUGGAGCAGCUGGUCAAGCGGGUGUUGAAUAACACCAAGGACGGCACGAAAAAGUUGAAGGUGGAGGAAGCCGUGAAGGCGUUGGAGCGAUACGACGUGGACGACGAUGCCAUCGAGACCUUCACCGUAAACUCGGGCCGUAUUAACACUGCCGAGGUGUUUGAGAAAUUCGCGAUCUUUUGCAAAAAGAAUUGUGCCGAGAAACCACUGGCCCAGCGUACCUCGCUGCUUGCGGAUGCCGCCGGAGAACCGUCUGCGAAGCGUGCGCGCACCACCACGUCGCCCGGUCGUGCCGCAGUCGCGCUUGGCGGAACAACUGCGAUUGGCGCAACUACAGGUAGCGCCGGGGCGCAGCAGGCCGGUGGGUCAUCUUCGAGCACCUCGAACAGCUGGGGCACAGGCAAGAAGCAGGAAAACACAUCCUCGUAUUCGCAACACGUUCCGACGCCCGUGCGCGGUGGUGUUUCCUCCGGUCUGAACCCGGACCGGUCGGCCCUGCGCACGUCUGCUGGAGCGGUAGUUCUUGGAACGGGGGGCGGCGCAGCUGCACAGAGCAACAAACCACUGCCCCGCGCAAUACUGCGGGGCUGCACCAGCAUCGAGAAGCAACCCCUGCAGGCAGUAAUACCGACCGGUAUGGAAAGUCGCUUAACGUUCCACGACUCACUGCCGUCUAGCUUUCACAAGGAACCCGUUGCAAUCGAUACAGACUAUCCGCAAAGGACUCCAGGUUUGUGUAUUAUAGUGUUUUGCCGUCGAUCUCGAUGUCAUUCCGGCAUUUUAAUCCGGCAACUGCAAAUGAGGGGCUUAUGGUCGGCUUUGAUACAUAUGAAAAUCAAAAAAUGUUGUUUAUGCUUCGAGCGUUUCCGUUUUCCUUUUCGGUUCAAUGAGCAUCAUCCUGAACAACCACAAAACCAAACUGCAGUUGAGUACAAUUUUCUCGACCUGAAUGUCGAGCGGCGCGCCCUUGCGACUAAUGCCAGGCUUGAAGACAUGGAAAGCUUGAUGCGCUUGCGCAUCGCUGAAGACGACGAAAACGUGCAGAGAGGUGUUGCCUAUGUUUUGAUUCCAUUGGGUACAUCAACUUCUACUUAUUGUUCAUCGAAGAUGAUGCAGCCGUGCACUGAUUUCCUAAUUUAGACUUGCCUCAUUUUUAGCGCAGCCAGCUUUGGCAUUCGCAUUGGCUUCCUCUUAUGCCGGAGCCGGACGCAAACGAUCAAAAUUAAUUGACACCAGGGCAAGUUGGCGAGGUGCAGCAAGUUACGCAGGAGAUAUCUGUCGUCGGAAGGAUACUUUGUGAUGAGGUAUCCUGUGUUAUUCAACAUUGUAGGAUUUUCAACAAUUCUUUUUUUCUUGCCUCACGUGCAAAAGAUAAAUUCAAUUUUUUGACGGCCGACUCUUCAUUAAAAUCCGCAGGAAGCCACCAGUUCGACGACCGCGGCGAGCAAGUUGAACGAGAGCAGUUUGCUACUCGAAGGCAGCCGCAGCGAGUCCAACGGACAGCGCAUGUACUUCCUCACGCAGGACUGCGAUCGCGUUUCCACGUUUCCCGGACAGAUAGUGUACACAGACUUUGUUUCCGCUUGAACUACUAUGAUCCUUCUAUAUCUUCAAUCAAACGGCUCUACAAGACCAUGGAAGCGCCAGGACGGCCAAGAACGAAACUUUCCUAAACAGGUAUGCCGUGGGACGCGGUGAGAAAGAACGACUGCACGCAAAUCGCUUCAUCGGUGGCGUGCCGGUUCCCGCGCGUGAGCUGCCGACCUCCAACUCUGCGGCCCCACCGGUGCACAUCCUUUGCGCGAGCGGGCCUUUUUCCAAGCGCAGCGAGCUGAACUACUCGUGUCUGCGGUCGGUGUUGCAAUACGCCCUCGCUGCAAAACCACAAAUGGUAUGACGGAUCUCUGAAUUGGAUUUGUAAGAGGAAUACUUGCAGCUACUUCUAUCCCUUAUUUCCGAGAUGCGAUUCCGUUUCCGAAUGUAAUGGGUCCGUGCAAGUAGAUGUCUGGUUGAUUUUGCAUGUUACUAGGUAUUACGAGCGACAUUGCUUUUUCCCAGAGUUCGAUACCAUCCUGCAAAACGUUAUGCACCACGGAAUAGCAGCACCCUUUCACAGCCCAUCGUGCGUGACGUUUUGCAGAGAUGCGUAAAGCCAUCGUGCAUAACCUUUUGCAGCACGCAACUACGUAGAUUAUUUGCAGCACGUUAAUAUUCUUGCUGAACAUGCUUGCACAGAAGCGCACCAACAUACGCUGCACAGGUUAUCCUUAUGGGUCCUUUCCUCGAUUGUAACAAUACGGUCGUUCGAGAAGGCGGCGUAAUGGGCGAAGAGGGUCAGGAGGACCUUGACCCGGUGGACCUGACGGAGUCGUUUCUCCUACCCAUUCUCGAGGACGCGACUGCCAAGCUCAAGGAGUCCGGCUGCGAGUUGGUCAUCGUGCCGAGCCCAGACGAGGCCACAUUUCUGUUUGCAACGCCGCAGCCACCGUAUCCGAGUUUCUUUCUCAGCGAAGGUUGGUUUCGAUUGCAAGAACUGGGGGCGCACCUAGUACUCGAUAUUGAUUUUGUUUUCCUACUUUUUCCGCAACUUUCGCUUAGACGACGCACCCGCAUUCAUGAGGUAAUAUGUUUUGCUGUUGUGUUGAGGUUGAAGAAGAAAAAAAGUAAAUUUUGAAAACCACACUUCCGACCACGCGACUGUGCAGGUUCCCAAUCCGUGCUUCCUGCGCAUCAACAACUCGUUCACCAUCAGCUGUACGACGCAGGACCCACUUUCGCCCCUGGUUCGCUCCUUGCUGACCCGGCCGGAGCCGGAAUCCGGUGGCAAGCUGGAAGAGGUGAUGCGCCACCUGCUGCGCCAGCGCUCGUGGUUUCCGCGCGAUGGCGUGGAGAAAAGCAGUAGUGUCAAUCAGGGGAUGCAGCAGCCGCAAAGCAACAUCGACGUUGCGCGUCGGGAGAGAUAUGAGUUUAUUCGGAAAACAAAAAACGGACGGGUUCUCUCCGCGCAGGAGGUCGAACACGAGCAGGCCGGCGGAGACCAAAAAUUGGAAAGAGCAGUGGCCGAGGAUGUUGACAUUGCGGCGGAGAUCGAGGAUUGUAUUCCCGACAUCUUGCUGUUCUAUUCGAAUGUGGGGAGGGGAUUCCUAGCCAAUUUUGUCGAGGAUCGGCUCUUUGUCAAUCCCGGACCCUGUUCGAAGACCGGCCAGCACGGGACCUUCGCCGAACUGUUUGUGCAUCCAAGGGAGAAACAGCUUGCUCGGGUGGAGAUCAAAAAAAUUCCGGACCAGUUGUAGGAGGGACGGGCAACUGGUGGUGAUAAAUGAUAUAUGAUAAUGAAAAGCCAAGAAAACCGUUCGUAUCGGUUUUCGUAUACGCCCCAAAAUGCCGCUCACGCAGCUGGUCGACAUGAUUGUAAAUUCAAGACGACGCAAACACGCCGGGCUGUAUUUCGGCGGAGCACAUUCAUUCUAUACUUUUAUCAUAGAAAGUGAACGUGAAACCGAACCCCACUACCGCUGGGAUCUUCGUGAAGAAUCUAACGCCAACAACUACAUCGGUGUGCAGUGUGGCCG